This is a messenger RNA of Bubalus bubalis (water buffalo), 3287 nucleotides long. It is a transcript of the gene C9H19orf44, whose product is annotated as chromosome 9 C19orf44 homolog. Lineage: Eukaryota; Metazoa; Chordata; Mammalia; Artiodactyla; Bovidae. The transcript is spliced from 8 exons. Bases 120 to 2192 code for a protein of 690 amino acids. The record is from RefSeq and is a predicted model, not a curated record.
ACCCGGGAGAUGUAGUCUCUUUCGCCAGGGCGCUAUUGCCGAGGGCAACGGUCCCCUCUGGCACGAGUGUUCUACCGUGAGCGGCGGCAGCCUCCGCGGAAGGACUUCGCGGGAGGAGAAUGGCUUCGAUAAGAAAACCCAGCCGUCCUGUGCGUGACAUCUUUGGCGACCUCAGAGAUAUUUCCUUAGAAGAUUCAAAGUUGGGGAACAUGUGGAACUCUGAUAUCAGUAGACGUCUUACCAAAAUAGCACCCGGUCCCAGCAGAUUUUUAAAAAGAAACCAGACUCUGGGUGGAAAACACUUCCUGCCAAAAGAGAACGCUGUCCUGGGGAGCGAGCCCUGGCACUCUUUAAGUAGACCGUCAACCACUGCCUCCAAGGUCAGGGCCAACGCGGCGCUCACGAAGCUGGCACAGAUAGAGACCAAGAUCAGGAACCGGAAGGUGCGGGUAGAUUCAUCAGACGCGGAAUCCGAGGACUGGCUCCCUAGCAGAGCUGAAGAAACUCCCCCUAGGAGGACGGCUGACCUUUCUUCACAGAACGCAGGACAACCCUCCCAGGAACAGGCCCUUGAAAUUCCUGUCCCUGAGACAGACAUGCCGAGUGGGAAGGUCAGUAGGUUUCUAAAGAAGAGAGAAGCACAGGUGGAAAAGAUACCCGUGGAAGCCCAGGUUGGGAAGGAGAGGGAUGCUCAAAGACCCAGAGAGAAACAGCCUCCUAGAACACUGGAUUCGCCAGACAGUGAUGAAGAGGAAAUGAAAAAGUUGCUGGGGAGCUUGAUAGAAUCUUCUGGGGAAAAAGAAACAACCGCCAAUCAGGGUUUCAGCAAAGCCACUGAGAAAGAACAAACAAAACUAGUCUCGGGUCAAAUCCCAACUCCACCGAGAGCCCUUUCACGGCCCAGUAAGGAUCUUCCCAGCUCAAAGCCAUUCGCCACUUCAUGGCCGUCAACCUCACGGUCAGCAGACGGGUCCCUUCACGGUGCCGGCUUGAGAGCUCGCUCCCCACAGACGCCUGCCUCCCGCACCGUGUCGCAUUCCAUCCCUGGUGCCUUUGCGAAGUCAGCGCCCUCGACCGCGGGGGCCGAAGAGCUCUCAUCCUCCCUGAGAAGGAGCGAGCCUGGGCCCCAGGAGGAGCCUCCCUCGGAAGCCGCCGAUGACAGUCUGAACGAUUUUAGAAUAAACAUUUUAUCCCUGGAUGACCUGGCUCCAGUUGUCAGUGAGAAAUCAGACUUGGAAUGGGAAAAAGAAGGUCAGGGGGGCAAGGCAUCCAGCAGAAGGCCCUGGGCAGGGGAUCCCCCCUCUGAGAGCGAGAUCUCCGAGCGCCUAAGUGAGCCAUCGGCCUCGUCCCCUGAGCCCCAGGGCAUUUGUUGCCUGGGGCCAACGUCUCCAGAACCUAUAGCCAGCACGAUGAACUCGACUUACUCAGAAGAUUUUGAAAAAUCCCCCAGUCCCACAGCAUCUGAGUCAACAGCCCGUUCAGAGGAGUCUCCCAACAGGACGCUGGCCAGUCGGUCUGAAUUUUCUGCAAGUCUGAAGUCAGACCUCCCUCCCUCAAGUCCCAAGUCCCGGAAGAAGCAGGCCAGGGGUGGACACCCAAGAGUCGUGGUAAAGGAGAUGGCUGUGCAGACGCCCGAUCCUGCCUUCACCUACCAGUGGGCUAAGGCGGCCGGCGUGGCGGCCAUCGGACCAGCCCUGGGAGGUGCCUAUGUGGACCCAGCACCCAUCGCCAGCCAUGUCAUCAGUGCAGACGCCAUAGAAGCCCUGACUGCAUACAGCCCGGCCGUGUUCGCACUCAAUGAUGUGCUGAAGCAGCAGCUGAGCCUGACGCAGCAGUUCAUCGAGGCCAGCCGGCACCUGCACGCGUCCCUCCUGCGCUCCCUGGACGGAGACUCAUUCCACUACCACACCCUGGAGGAAACCAAAGAGGUGACCACGGCGCUGCCCCCACUUCCAUGGAGGGGAGAGGGCAGGGGGCUUCCAGAAUCAAACCAAAGAGUACAUCAGACAACACAGGCCCGCCCUGCUGACCAUGGAGGAGGCCCUGCAGGAGGUGAAGAAGGAGCUAGGAGUGCCAGGAGGGAUGGGCUCGAGUACCUGAGGAGCUGGUCCCGUACGCCGGACGUGACACUCACCCCCGAGACCCCAGGGGGCGUUCGGUGGUUGGGGUGCUCAUCGUUUCCAGCUGAGUAGCCGUCUUGUUGGUGUGCCUGUCGUGGGAGAGGACACCACAGGCCAGCGAAGGGGAACCAGGUGGAGCCUGUCACCACGCGCACAGGAUGGGGAUGCCAGCACGCCAGGGGAUGCCACGUGGAGUGGCUCCACCGGGGCAGGUGCUGGCUUCUCAGGCUCAGGAGACGGUGGGGGUGAAGAGCCCCCUCGACUAACGAGGGAGCAGGGCCACGCGUCCAUGCUCGGGACCCCCGUGAGACACCCAGGCAGAGCUCCGACCCAACUCCACGAUUCAGACAGUGCACUCAGGACGCACCUCCGCCCUCCUCAGCCUGAGUACGCUUCUGAUUUAAACGCAGGGAUAAAGGUCUUUAAAAAAAAGGUCUUUAUUUGAAGGCAAAACAGUAAAAUCCACAAGAAAUUGUUAACAACACAUGUUUAUAGUUUAUCCUGAAUCAGACACAUUUGAACAAUUCACAGCUACAGGAAAUCUAGAACAAAAAUCAAACAGUUUAUCCUAUCAGGUUGAAAAGUUGGAGAGGAUUUUGCAUCUUAUUGAAAAGAAUUUUCCAAAAAUGUUUCUGUACAAAUAAACAGCACUGCACCAAGCUGCCCAGGGAUGCCAAGGAGGGCGGAUCCCAGGCGGCUCCUGGCAGAGGUGGCCCCCUCUGGCCUUCCCGCCCUUUGGGGGUGGGCGGGGACCCGCGAAAGAAGUGGCCGAGCAGGAGGCAGGGCCAGGGCUCGCGCCCCACACUCUGGAUGAGAAUGGGCCGUCUCACACGAGUGCUGGUGUGGGGGUUCCUCUCAGUGAAAAAAGCAAGUGGAGACGCCAAGGGUCCAAGUUCUCCGAGGGCGUCAUCAUUCCGUGACCUGAAGAUGCCUCAGGUGAGUUUCCUCAGAACUUUUUGUUUCUGCAGGUAACAGCAAAUGGCUAAUGUUCAAAAAAAAAAAAAAAAGAAAAAAAAUCCUCAACUUAAACAGCUAAAGUAACUGAAUUAAGGGCUGGUAUGUCUCAGAGGAAAUAGGUUUCAAAUUAUCUCACUGGGGAUCAGCCUAGAUCAGUAUUCUUUUUUCUAAAACUAAACUGCUUGGAAUAAAAAUGAAAACCCCAUUUAA